This is a messenger RNA of Debaryomyces fabryi, 690 nucleotides long. RefSeq lists its product as uncharacterized. The transcript has a single exon. NCBI's taxonomy places the organism in Eukaryota, Fungi, Ascomycota, Pichiomycetes, Serinales, Debaryomycetaceae. The coding region runs from base 1 to 690 and encodes 229 amino acids. The record is from RefSeq and is a predicted model, not a curated record.
AUGUCAAAGUAUAAUAACUCGUUUAGUUUUCUAUUGAACACCGAAAAUAUCGAGCCAUUAUUAGAGUUAGUGAACAAGCUUUCUAGAACAGUUGAACAAAAUGCAGAGAUAUUAAAUAGAUUAACUCAUACAAUAGAUAAUGAUUUCAGAUUUCCUGACUUGCCAAUAGAUAUCGAAAAUACUCCACCAAUUGAAAACGAAACAGACCCAUUGAGGCAGCUUUUAAACCAGAAGUAUAAAUUGGAUGACUUUUCUAUCAAGAAUGAAAUUAUUGAUAAAGUAACUAAUCCUCGCAUCAAAGAAUUAUUGUUGGACAAUGAGAAGUUGAAUAGAUUACAAAUUUCGAAAAAGAAGACUAACACUGAAUUGUACGGCAUUGUAAAAGAUUAUGAAAUGUUCAUAUUAGAAACUAUGUUGCCAUCUUUAAGGAGAGAUAUUGAAAUAUAUAGACAGGAAAUUAGUGGAGAUGUGAAAGUAAAGCAGAUACCUUUGAAGUUUGCGGCUUCCGAAAAAUUAUGGUCGAGAUAUGUCACAUACAUAGCUUAUCUUGAUAAACUAAGCAAAUUGUGUAAAAGCCUAAUGCAUAUGCUAGAAGAAACUCAAAACAACAAAGAAGUAUUGAUUAUAGAACAAAAAUUAAUUAGUAUCAAUGAAUUAAAACUAAAUUUACAAAAGCGGUUGGCGAAGUAA